Tigriopus californicus is the source of this 2300-nucleotide messenger RNA. RefSeq lists its product as uncharacterized. Lineage: Eukaryota; Metazoa; Arthropoda; Copepoda; Harpacticoida; Harpacticidae. Bases 620 to 2113 code for a protein of 497 amino acids. The transcript is spliced from 7 exons. The record is from RefSeq and is a predicted model, not a curated record.
GUCGCCGCCCUCCUCAGAUAACUCUGAGCUCCGUCCGUGAUCGGAUCAUAUUUGGACCAGGACCAUUUACUCUGGGAUAUCGGUUCUUAUCUUCAGUACGAAAUAACCUGUGUCAUCGGAUUGGGCUCCUAGACCGAUCCCGACAUCCGAUUUCAGCCAGUGAACGAUUCAUCUGCCAUCCUCGCAUUCGUUUAUUUCAUAGAGUGGAGCGUCCGUGUUGCGGAUCGCUUGCGAUCGAGCGUCUUAAAGUGGAUGGAUGGGGUUCUCGCAACCUCCUCUGGCCUCCUCUUACUCCUCCUGACUUCUAGAUCUUCUUUUUUUCCCUCCUUCUUUCCUUGCUUCCUUCCUUCCUUCAGUCGCCCUCUCACGUUCAUUCGAUCGUAUGUACGAGUACGUACACAUUCGAACUAGUGGACAGUCGUCCCCAAAGAGCAUUGUCGUUGUCGUCGUUGCCGUCGUUGCCGUCGUCGUGUUCCUCUUUCAAUCACAUUUUACUGGACCAACGCAACUGAAUUGAACAUCGAGUAUUGUCAUCUUUCUAGGGUGAGAUUGCUCCUAAUCGUGGCAAGCUACUGUACACUUAUCAACAGGGAAAUACUGUUUGUUGGUCCCAACCAAAAUGCUCUCGGUUCCUGAAGGGGUUUCGCCGCCUCUGGUGGCCAAAUUAGAGGCCAUUCAAAAGGAUAUUCGGGUUUUACUCCACAACUUCAAGAUUUUGAAAGGUCGAGUUCAAUCGGAACCUGAGAACUCGAUUCACUCGGAGCGCCUGGAAAUCGUCAGACAUUACCUGUACCAACGCAACGAUCAGCAGAAACCCAUUUUGGCUAAAAUCCGAUCGGAAGUGGCCCAACUCUAUGGAAAUGUCGGUAAAUCCAAAGGUGUCCAACCGAAAUCUGCCCCCACCGAAGCUGAUAUCCGGCAUGGGGAGGAGGCGAUUCCAUCGGGCCAGGCCAAACCCUCGAAAGAGGUCUUGGACAAACGAGCCUCCAUGUUGAAACGAAUGGCCUUGGUUCGGCAACAAAAGAAACGCCGAAAACGCCGAGCUGCGCGCCCAAUCAAAACGCCACGAUCCCCGAGUCCGGUCCAAGUCGAGGAAGAUCAUUGGUCCAAGGUCAAGGAUCCAAUGGCUGAGUUGGGCCCCGAACAGUUUCCGGCACAUGUAGCCCAUUUGGACAAAUUUCAAGUAGAUUUGCAAGUCAAACCCGAAGAUUUAGCCGAAGAACCGGAUCCGAUUUUUCCGCAACAACUGACUUUGAACGACACCACUGAUCAGAAUGCCUUUAUGCUCAAUUUAGGGCUCUUGACAGGACCAGAUCUGACCAAGGUCGAGACACAUCGGGAUAGUGUCUUGGGCCGGAAACGAGAUAUCAGGGAUCGGACCUAUGUCCCCGAAUUCACCGAGAAGAAGCAUCGCGAAUCUUAUCGGUGGCUAAAUGCCACUAACGAUAUCAAUUCCCCGCCUCUUCUUCGCAAACGGCGUAGAAACGUACUUCCCAUCGACAUACCCGUGAAACGAGGACGGCCACGCAAUGUGGCUAGCAGCACUCAGCCUUCGCCGCCCGACUCAACAGCUUCCUUGUCACGCCCUGACACGCCUGUCAAUGGGAAAGACGAGGAGGAGAAUAGUAAUGGUAGUAAUCCUGGUGUGGUUGAUAGCGGGUCUGCAGCCAAUCCUACCUCUGCAGAAACAGCGAUCAGUAUCGACGCCACAGAAACGGACAUUGAUUCGGCUCAAAAAGAUAUGUCGGCCGGGAAAGAGGUUUUAAUCACGGAAGAGAUCAAGGAGUGUUCUUCGCGUCCAAUGGCACCUGAAUUGGCCGAACAUUCGGGCAACGAUAGCAAGCCAGAGCCGGUAAUCAAGACCCCCAACGAGCUUGGGAAGCGAGAAAGAAUUCGUCGUUCCAAGUUUGCCAAGGUUCGGGCUUCCAUGGAGACGGAAUUGGAGAAAUUAGAAGAUAGAUACUCGGAACUGUGUUCCAUUUUGGACGGGAACAAAUUCACCGUGGCCACGAGGAAAGAGAGAGGUCGAAUUAAUGAUAUGAUAAAGGAGAAGGAAGACGUCUCGAUGCAAAUGCAAAAAAUCAAGCAUGUUCUCCAUCACAAUAUUAUCUAGGGCAGUUCUUCGUCAUCCUUUGUGAAUAUUUACCCUUUUAUGUUCAAUGUGUGAACGCGAAAUACCCAUUAUUCAUCAUCAUUUACUGAUCAAAUGUGACAAUCAUGAUACUAAAAAGUUCAAACAAUGAAAAAAGGGUAAAGAACUUAUCAUCCAUGUUUGGUAAAUAAAUUCAAAUUAACAUGAA